UAUAAUACUACCCGGUAUCGCGACGAGUCAAGGCAAUUAAGAGGAAACUGAGAGACAAGUAGGACCAAAGUACUGUCAAGAGUCAAUGUUUUGUUUCUUUACCAAUAAUAUACUGUAAUCUACAAUACUACAGCUGAUAUGGAUGACGUUAUGCUGAGGAGAUAUAGCAAACAACCCGUCUUAAUGAAGCAUGUUAGCGUAGCAUUUGGAGUCCUGCUGAUCCUAUUAUCCUUGGACAUUGUCAGAAGUAACGUGAUUGAACUGGAUGACAGGUUUAUUGAAGCAAAAGAGCAUGGAAAGUGGCUUGUUGAGUUUUAUGCACCUUGGUGUGGUCACUGUCAGAAAUUGAAGCCAGUAUGGGCAAACGUUGGACUUAUGAUGAUGAAGAGUCAUCCUAAUCUUCAUGUAGCUAGACUAGAUGGGACACGUUAUGGAAAGGCGAUGGACAUGUUUGAUGUGAGGGGCUUUCCAACUAUCAAAUACAUUGAAGGAGAUAAAGUUUUUACACAUACCGGUGGAAGGACCUCUCAAGAUAUCAUUGAUUUUGCAGUAAAAGCACAAGGACCUGCAGUGAAACAACUCACAAGUUCCAAUACUUUACAACAGUAUAGAAAAAGCAAACUUGUAUUCUUUGUUAUAGUUGCUGAAGAUACCUCUAGUGAAUUAGCAACGUUAUUCUCAAAGGUUGCUGAUAAGCGUAUUCUAGAUGCCUUUUAUUACCAUGUGAAACCUGAUGUCAUACCGGAGGGGGCGAGGCCAGAGAAUGUACCAGCCAUCAUGGUGUUUAAAGAUGAUCAUCAUUAUCAAUAUGAAGCACCUGAAGGAAGUCUUUCAGAAGAACACCUAUCAGAAUGGAUCGGAGCAGAAAGGUUUCCGGCAUUCUUGAGGAUUGGCAAUGAUAAUAUCAAUGACAUAGGCAGAACGGAAAAGCUUAUUGCAGUUGGUCUUGUUUAUCCAAGUGCUACAAACGUAAAGGAUCAUCCCCAUAAUCUAAUGUUAGAACUCAUCAAGAAAGUGGCAAUUGAUCACAGAGAAACAUUCUACAAGAAAGUCCAGUUUGGAUACAUGGAGGACAGCAAUAUGCUGAGUGACAUCAUUCUAAGGUCAGUAGAAGUACCGGGUAUCUUUGUAAUUGACCCAGUCACAUACCUGUAUUAUGAAUUGGACGAACCUCUUCAGCAGACCGAGGAAUCCUUUGUCAACUUCAUGAACGGUAUCAUCGAUGGCACUGUUCAGGCUAAAGGAGGCAAUAGUUUCUUCAGAAAGAUCUACAGAGUUUUCUAUGAAAUCAUCAAGAGUGUUGUGAUGAUGUGGCUGGCUAAUCCAAUCCUGAUGACCCUUCUACUUGCCCUACCGACCGUGCUCAUCACCUUCAUCUGUUACAGCAUCUGUACAGCGGAACCCAUGGAUGAGGAUGCAGAGUUCCAGGACAGCGAGGAGGAAGACGAAGGAAGGGACCAGGAUGGUCCAAAGAUAGAGGAAAUACACGACGAAGAUCCAUCAGGUCAUCAAAAGACAGAGUAGCAUAUCUAGUUUAUAGUCUCUAGUGACAUGCAAGUCAUGUGAGCGAUCAUGUGUGCUGUCAGUCACAUGACUUGCAUGCUUUAGUGUGCAAUUCAUGUUAACUGGAGACGGUCGAGCCUCAUGGUGCCGAGUCUGAAUAUUCAUGUCUCUUCUUGAUUUGGAAAUAGAACAUGAAAUGAAAGGUAGGCUGUGAACAAACUAAUCAUGGGAUAUAGGAACAUAGAAAGUUGGUUAUGUUAUGAAAUAUUUGGUUUCAUAUACCUGUGGGCUGUUCAUAAGGUUGUUAACAAAACGAGUAGAAGAU
Molecule: messenger RNA, 1828 nt
Organism: Lytechinus variegatus (green sea urchin)
Lineage: Eukaryota; Metazoa; Echinodermata; Echinoidea; Temnopleuroida; Toxopneustidae
Product: protein disulfide-isomerase TMX3-like
Exons: 14
Coding region: 139-1524 (461 amino acids)
Biological process (GO): peptidyl-cysteine oxidation
Cellular component (GO): endoplasmic reticulum
Molecular function (GO): protein disulfide isomerase activity
Source: RefSeq, a predicted model, not a curated record